AUGAGCCAAGUCUUAUCCUACCUCUUCUUGGGCUCGGCUGUGGAUGCAAGUAAUCUGGCUGCCCUCCGUGAGCAUCGCAUCACUGCCAUUCUCAACAUUACAACAGACGUGCCCAAUACAUUUGCGGACAGCCUGCAGUAUCAGCAGAUCCCCAUCCUCGACACGUCAGAACAAAACAUUCAAAACUAUUUCGAGGUUGCAUUUGAGUUUAUCAAUCAAGCUAAACAGUACGGGCGCAAUGUCUUGGUACACUGCCAGGCAGGCAUUUCUCGCUCCGCUGCCUUUGUCAUUGGCUACCUAAUGUACGAGCGCAACAUGAACUUGAACGAUGCCCACAAUUACGUAUCGGUCUGCCGAUCCAUUAUUUCCCCCAACUUGGCCUUUAUGGGCGAGCUGAAGGAGUACGAGGGCAAGCUGGCUCACGAUCGCUCCUCGAAAACGACUCCCACUUGCCCAAACCAAGUGAUUCAAGCCGUUCCCACGUGGUGA
Messenger RNA from Monosiga brevicollis MX1, 489 nucleotides. RefSeq lists its product as uncharacterized. Gene Ontology annotation, molecular function: MAP kinase tyrosine/serine/threonine phosphatase activity; protein tyrosine/threonine phosphatase activity. The record is from RefSeq and is a predicted model, not a curated record. Lineage: Eukaryota; Choanoflagellata; Craspedida; Salpingoecidae. The transcript is spliced from 2 exons. The coding region runs from base 1 to 489 and encodes 162 amino acids. Gene Ontology annotation, cellular component: cytoplasm. Gene Ontology annotation, biological process: negative regulation of MAPK cascade; protein dephosphorylation.